Molecule: messenger RNA, 3349 nt
Organism: Bactrocera latifrons
Lineage: Eukaryota; Metazoa; Arthropoda; Insecta; Diptera; Tephritidae
Gene: Sec8
Product: exocyst complex component 4
Exons: 10
Coding region: 1-2982 (993 amino acids)
Biological process (GO): chemical synaptic transmission; Golgi to plasma membrane transport; exocytosis
Cellular component (GO): exocyst; growth cone membrane; synapse
Source: RefSeq, a predicted model, not a curated record
AUGAACGAGUUACCACCAACAAAACCUCCGCGCGGAGUUAAAUAUGGAAAAGAUGAGUCCGGCUGUGGUUUUCUUGUCAAUGUCAUUAAAUCUUUGGGAUUUAGUGAGACAACAGAGGAGCGACAACAGGAGAAACUUAAGAUUGAGAAGGAGUUCAAACGGUCCGAUCAACGCUUAAAUGAAUUGGUAUCGCGUCAUGAUCAGCAGUUGACACAAGUUCUGCCGCUUUUCAGCCAAGUGUCCACAGAAAUAACAGCGAGUCGUGAACGCAUUCAUGGUGUAAAGGAGAAUCUAGGUGCUUGUAAACGAUUGCUGCAAUGCCGACGUGAUGAGUUAAAAAAGAUGUGGACAGAUGCGGUGCAGCAUAAAUAUGUGCUGGAAAUGUUGGAACAAAUCAACGAAUUGCGUAAAGUGCCUCAACGUGUUGUCAGUUAUACGACAAAACGGCAAUAUUUACAUGCGAGUAAGGCGCUUACCGAUGCACUCGCAACGAUACAAGGACCACUUAAAGGCGUUGAAGGAUUAGCCGACUUACGUGUCGAUUUACAAUCACGUCGUCAACAACUCUAUCAACGAUUACACGAAGAACUUGUUACACAAUUGUAUAAAAAUUCCGCCGCGGAGGCAUUCACCACUUUUCAACGUAAUAAUUCCAAUCGCCUGAAUUCAAGUUUUACACGUGGCAUUGGAGCGCGACGCUCCACAGAUCGCAUCGAAGCGAAUACGCGCAUACGCAAAGCUCUCGUGGAAAUGGCGCAAGGCUUUGAUCUUGAUAAGUCUGAAGUAAUUGAUGAUGCAGAUUUAGUUGAUCCAGAGCUGAGUAUGACUUACUUUAUUUCAAUUAUUGUCGAAUGUUUCGGCAUGCUAGGCAAAGUGCCUGAAUCACUGGAAGUAUUACGCGUCCAAAUACAAACUCAACUAUUAGAGGUAGUACGACAGACAACGUAUCAAUUAAUUGCGCUCAACUGUAAUGCCAAUGAGCGCGAUAAUCCCUUAUUAACAUUGCUGGAAGUUAUCUUUAAACAAUUCAAAGCUAUUGCAAAAACUCAUGCACUACUAUUAAAAAAUUAUUUGGUUGUUGUACAAAAGUAUGCCGUCGUGGGACCACAACCAUACGAUUUAACCGAUUUUUGGGCACAAGCACAGUCUGUGCUACAAUUACUUUUAACCGAUUAUUUGGAUAUACAAAAUGCUUCGGGCGAUGAUGCAGCACAGUCGGCAUUCGCGGAGCCAUCCAACAAUAUAAAUUCGUAUUUUUUGCGGCGCAAAGUUCCAAGCACCAAAAAAGCACUCUUCAAAUUCGAUAAGUCAUCGCAUUAUCCACCGCAAGUUACUGCAGGCGGCACAGUUAAAGAGCAUCGACGCAAUGCUUCUGACGUGUCUACAGAUGAUAAUUUAACAACAGCUGCACUCGGUGGCGGUGGCAGCGGUAGUGUAAAUGGCAGUGGUAAUUUCGCGCAUGCCAAACAACAACGAGACAAGGUGUUAAUCUGCAAAGCCGACCAGAAUGUGAUAACUAAAGUCUAUUUGCCACUUAUGAACUACAUACAAGAUAUUGAGGGCUUUAUGAAGUGCAAGCCGGGGCAACCCUGCAGCUUACAUGAUUUCAUCGACAAUUAUAUUAAGGAUACAUUCCUAUCGAAGGGCCACAAUCGCAAUCUACAAUUAACCAUCGAAUCGCUAUCGAAAAAUCAGGAUGCAUGGCGUACGAUUAUAUCGCCUGAAGAGAUCAAAGCAAUGGGUUUGUCCCGUCCACUACUACAAUCCACAGCCAUGGUGGAGCGUCGUCUGCAAGAGACCAAAACACUAAUACAUGAGUUGCCAUGCUAUUCAGAUGAGCUAUUAAAAAUGGUAUGCGCGUUAUUGAAAACAUACCGUGAGAUAGCACAGGCGGCUUAUCGCGGUGUCGUCCAACCCGAUUCGGAAGAUAAACGCAUAUAUAGUGUAGCUUGGUUGAAGGAUGAAGAUAUUAGUCGGUUUUUAAAAACACUACCCAAUUGGACCGAUCUAAAAUCGUCCAGUCAGCGUGUAAAACAUGGCAAAAAGCUGCAACGCAACUCUUUCGAACCGUCGGAGGAGGAAAGUCCACUGCAAGUGCAACAACGCAAUGUACGCGAAGCUGAAAUGUUAACCAGCAAUUUGGGUGAAGGUGGUAUUACACAACAGGAAAUUUUAGCAGACAUAGGUGUGUUGAAAGAAUUAGCUGUGCUGCAAGAGAGCAUAGAAUGGUUCUCUGGUCGUGUGUCGGAGUUUGCCAAUGAGCUCCGUAAACCUUUAGUGAAUGGCCUUAAUGUCAUAACGUCAGAGUGCACAGCUACACAUUCGGCCGCAAUCAAAGACGGCACUAUCAAAGUGUUGACCAAUUUGGCACUCGAGUUCGAUGAACUGGCCAAUACUUGUUUGCUGGUGCUACACUUGGAGGUGCGCGUGCAAUGCUUCCACUAUUUGCGCUCGAAACCCGCUACUAAAUCGAGCAGUUUCAUGGGAGCUAAAGACGAUGACAUACUUGAACCUGAUCGACAAGUGCAAAUGCUAACUAAACGUUUAUCAGAAAUGGAUGAAGCAUUUAGCGCAACACUGCAUCCGCGUAAAACAAGGUAUAUUUUUGAGGGUUUGGCGCAUUUGGCCGCUCGCAUACUCAUACAAGCUUCAAACUAUCUGGAACACAUCGAUCAAGCGACAGUGCAACGCAUGUGUCGUAAUUCGAUAGCAUUGCAACAAACGCUAAGCAAUAUAACAGCUUCGCGCGAGAUAGCGCUGGAUCAAGCAAAGAACUUUUACGAAUUACUGUGCAUGGAACCAGAUGAUAUACUUACCAAUAUUGUUGAGAAAGGCUCUCAGUUUACUGAAAUGCAAUAUCUGAAUGCAUUACAGUUGUCUUGUAAAGCGAGGGGCAUUACCGAAGCCAACGCGUUGGCGUCGUAUCAGCAAAGAUUAUCGGACAUUUUGGGCGCAAAACCCUCCACGGGAAUUGUUGUUUAGAUCUGUUUUCCGCCAGAUACCAGAUGUGUUGCUUCAGCAACGUUACACUAGCUGUUAAGACUGUUCGUUUCGCAUAACGAAAUGCACUUAAAUAUAAAAAAAAACAUACUGUUUAUUUAACUUUGCUUCUGUGUUAUUACAUAGAUCGUAAAAGGACAUUAUUAAUAGAAAACCUGUGGCUAGAAAUUGCUACAUACAAAUGAAAAAAUUAUACAAUAGUUAAAUGCAUUGAAUAUGAAUAAGUGCACGCAUUAACUCACUCGUGAUUCGCCUGCAACAGUUCGGUUAAUUAUUAGCUAUUAUUAUAUAACAUUGAUACUAUUACAAAGUGGAUAAAAUUAUAUACAUAUACAUAUAUACAUACAAA